AGGGGGCCAAUGGACUUUGAUGUACCGGAGUGCUAUGGAAGAGAGAAAUACGCGCCAUCAUUAACGAAUAGAGGGAAAUGACAUUAUGGCAAAAGUGAAUAUUAGCAAUGUUGUUGUAUUAGACAAUCCUUCGCCGUUCCAAAAUCCAUUUCAGUUCGAAAUAACCUUUGAAUGUUUGGAAGAUUUACCUGAAGACUUGGAAUGGAAGAUAAUUUAUGUUGGGGCAGCAGAGAGUGAGGAAUACGACCAGACCCUCGACUCCGUGCUGGUCGGGCCAGUGCCAGCGGGAAAACACAUGUUUGUGUUCCAGGCAGGGCCCCCGGACACAGAGAAGAUACCAGUGGAGGAUGCUGUCGGAGUGACCGUGGUGUUACUGACCUGCUCCUAUAGAAGCAAAGAAUUCAUCCGAGUCGGAUACUAUGUUAACAACGAAUACUCAGAUCCGGAGUUAAAAGAAAACCCACCAAACACUCCCCAGUAUGAUAAGGUGGAGAGAAAUAUAUUGGCCACAAAUCCAAGAGUGACGCGGUUUAAAAUAGAUUGGGACGACACCCCAGGGACUGAUUCUGAAAAUGUGCCCCCAACAAACAGUACUGAGUCUGAAUCAAAUCAAAUGAAGGAGGGGGCAACAGCAGGCGGUAGCAAGCCCCUGGCAUCAGCGUUCAGUACAGAAAGUAACAGCAAUAUGGAGGUCAACUGACCGGGGUCAAAAGUCGUAGGUCAUCUCUAUAACCAUGGCAGCACUCAUCGAUCAGAGUUCCGACCGCAGCAGCUAAUCAACAUCUGGACAUCAUACUGUCUUUGUUUUAUUUCAUUCUAAUUAUUCAUCUUUUCAUAGAAAAUGGAAUUAGUGUAUCCUAAAUUUAGCGAAGGGGCACUGACAGAGAGUGAUGUUUGAUUUAUUUAUUUUAUCGGAUUCAGUUUAAGUUUAUGAAAAUGUAGAAGACCAUCCACCUUGUGCCAUGUUUAACAAAUGUACAUGAAUCCUCAGCUUCUGGAAUAAUUUUGUCAGGUUUUUGGAUGUUUCUUGCUUAUUCAUUGUUAGACACCCUUGUUUGAUUUGUUAUGUAUUAUUUAAGAAAAAAACAACAUAACUCUAAAAAAAGGAGAGAUUGAAACAUUGAGCAUUUGAAUUGUAUCAUGAAUUUACGUUACAAUUAUAAUUGUACAUCAUAUUUACACAAAAUCUUUGUCACCUGUGUCCAUACCAAUCGUGUUUUGAUUUCAAGAAUUGUUUGUUUUUCUAAUGUCCCUGAUAUUGCUUGUAAUUACCAUUAUUGAGGUUGUAUCAGGAGGAGGGAAUUCUCCCAUAGUGCUACUGUAAAACAUUGACAUGUAUUUAUAUCUAUAUGAAUAAUAUUAUAUCUCUGUGAUUGAAAAAAAUUCAAAACGUAAUAAACCAAAUUAUUGCUGGCUGAAGGUGGUAUGGGACACUUCCAUGUUGUGAAGUACUACCGGUAUAGAUCAAAAUAAACAAUAAAGUAAAGUGUAAAAUUAUAAAUAGUUUCUUUCCCAAAAUUGUCACCUAGCUGAUAGUGUAGCACAGUAGGUUAGUGGGUUCACUACAUAUCUGUAAGUCAGGAGCUUGAACCCCGCUGGGGUAUUUUGAAAUUUUUACCUUUCCAAAAAAAUUUAAACAUGUUUUGGUUGAAUAUUGUAAAAUUGAAAAUUCUAAAGGGUUGAAGGUAUUUUAAUUAUAAUGUACUUUAAUCCACAUUGAUAUUGAAAGAUGUUCCAUACCACCUGUCCGUAAUAUCCUAUAUCAAACCUUUGUAGUAGUGAUAUGAUCAUGAUUGUACUGUAUAUUCUGUAAACCUGAGUACAUGUAUCAAAUGAAAAGUACCCUCAGACAAAAGUAGCUUUAUACAUUGGAGACGGGUAAAAACUAUUUAAUUUAAGAAAUAUUUGUGAUUACUGUAUUAACAAGAAAAAUGCAACCCUACAUUAAAUGAUUGGUAAUCAAAUUGUACAGUCACUGUCGUGGAUUUGAAACGUAGAUGCAGGAAUAUUAUGAAUGUGACAUUUUGUCCAUACUUAAAAAAAAUCAACAAUAAACUGCUUAAAGAUCA
This is a messenger RNA of Magallana angulata, 2069 nucleotides long. RefSeq names its product histone chaperone asf1b-B-like. Lineage: Eukaryota; Metazoa; Mollusca; Bivalvia; Ostreida; Ostreidae. The record is from RefSeq and is a predicted model, not a curated record. Gene Ontology annotation, cellular component: nucleus. Gene Ontology annotation, molecular function: histone binding. Bases 86 to 700 code for a protein of 204 amino acids. The transcript has 4 exons. Gene Ontology annotation, biological process: DNA replication-dependent chromatin assembly.